This is a messenger RNA of Selaginella moellendorffii, 1552 nucleotides long. RefSeq names its product magnesium transporter MRS2-1. The record is from RefSeq and is a predicted model, not a curated record. Lineage: Eukaryota; Viridiplantae; Streptophyta; Lycopodiopsida; Selaginellales; Selaginellaceae. Gene Ontology annotation, biological process: magnesium ion transport; transmembrane transport. Gene Ontology annotation, cellular component: membrane. The coding region runs from base 187 to 1467 and encodes 426 amino acids. The transcript is spliced from 5 exons. Gene Ontology annotation, molecular function: magnesium ion transmembrane transporter activity.
CGCAUGCUCUUUGCCACGUCGAUCCGUCCACACUGUAGUUCUUCUUUAGGGCAGCGAUAGUUCUUCGGAGCAGCGGUAGCGGCACAAGUUCGUCGCGACGAUCGUGGGAAUGCCGGUUCUUUCCAGCGAUUCGCGCUCGCUUAGCGCGCCGACUGAUUGAUGGAAUAAGCUCUGGAGGUGAGGGGGAUGGGGGAUUUGAAGGCGCCGUUGCUCGGCAGGGAUCGCGAGCGGCCAUCGCUGCUCGUCAUCGACCCCAAGAAACGAGCUCUUGGAGUCAGGUCCUGGAUUAGAAUCGAUACAGCCGGGAACUCUCACGUUCUUGAGGCCGACAAGUUCACGGUAAUGCGGCGCUGCCAGCUCCCAGGUCGUGAUCUUCGCCUGCUGGACCCUCUGUUCGUGUAUCCGUCCACCAUCCUGGGGAGGGAGAAGGCGAUCGUCGUGAACUUGGAGCAAAUCCGGUGUGUGAUCACCGCGGAUGAGGUACUGGUGCUCAACUCGCUGGAUAGCUACGUGUUGCAGUUCGUGAGUGAGCUAAGAAGACGCAUAGCUCCAAACAAGCACAUCAAUGCUGGGACUUUCGAGUGGCGAUCUCCGGGAAGUAAGAAGAUUGAUGUGUCGAGCUACGAUUUUAAAGAGCCCAACAGCUCCUCUCCCCAAGCAAACCAUCACGAGGAACUUUUGGAUGGUUUGUCCGUGAACGCGCUGCCGUUUGAGCUGAAGGCACUCGAGGUUGCUUUAGAAACGGCUUGCGUGGUCUUGGAUGCACAGACUGCAGAGCUGGAAGAUGAAGCAUAUCCUCUGCUGGAGAAGCUUGCGUCGAGGAUCAGCACCUUGAAUCUGGAGCGCGUUAGACGACUCAAAAGUCGGCUAGUUGGCUUGAAACGUCGAGUGGAACGGGUUCGUGAUGAGAUCGAGCAGCUCAUGGAUGACGACGAGGACAUGGCGGAACUCUAUCUUACCAAAAAGAAAGAAGCUGGAAACGUGUUUGCGGUAAUGUCUGCGUCCGCGCCUGUCUCACCUGUUGGUUCUCCACAAGCUGCACGGACUUUAGAAAAGCUCCAGAGCAUUGGGAAGCACAAGCUGGACAGAAUGAACUCCGAAAGUAACGCAGAGGGAGUGGAUGAAGUGGAGAUGCUUUUGGAAGCCUAUUUUGUGGUGGUCGACGGGAUUCUCAACAAGCUGACCUCUUUGGAAGAAUAUAUCGAGGACACGGAAGACUUGAUCAAUAUUAAUUUGGAUCAUGUUCGGAAUCAGCUUAUUCAGUUCGAGCUCAUUCUGACCACGGCAACGUUUGUGAUGGCGUUCUAUAGCAUCAUUGCUGGCAUUUUUGGUAUGAACAUUCCACUUCCCCUGACGGAUCGCCCUUGGGCUUUCAAGUGGAUCAUCACUGUCUCCGGGCUCGUUGGAGUUUUCUUCUUUGCUUCGGUCAUCCUCUUCUUAAGAUGGCGCAAGCUGAUACCUAUCUAGCAUGUACAGCGCUGUUACCCUGGCUUAUUCUGUUUAGGGAGCCAGGUCAAGUGUUUUCAAUCCUUAUCUUACUUUCUUUUGUUUA